Messenger RNA from Perkinsus marinus ATCC 50983, 327 nucleotides. RefSeq names its product Protein transport protein Sec61 subunit beta, putative. Gene Ontology annotation, biological process: intracellular protein transport. Bases 1 to 327 code for a protein of 108 amino acids. Gene Ontology annotation, cellular component: Sec61 translocon complex. The record is from RefSeq and is a predicted model, not a curated record. The transcript is spliced from 2 exons. NCBI's taxonomy places the organism in Eukaryota, Perkinsozoa, Perkinsida, Perkinsidae.
AUGACUAAGGGCUCUGAGACCAACAUGAACACUUCUCCCACUACUGCAGCUCCCGCUCAGACCGUGGGAGGAGCCCGCACCAACCAUCUCCAUAGGAGAAACGUUGGCAGCAGUCAGAAGGCCGCCCCUGCUUCUGGAAGGAGAGCCGCCGGCAAUUCUAUCCUGAAGUUCUACACUGACGAUGCCCCGGGUAUCAAGGUCGGGCCCACUACGGUGUUAGUCCUCUCCCUUGCCUACAUGGGGUGCGUCGUGUGCCUUCACAUCUUGGCCAAGUUCCGUUCGGUCGUGGCUAGCAGCACUGGUGGCGCCGAUGAAGCCACUGAAUGA